AUUCUCUAUGAAUUGGGAUCUGAUGGAACAAUUAGCUGCAGUAACUAUGAGAUAUUUCUAACGAGAGAUUGCUUAGCCUAUUCCAAAGUGAAGCCUGCUGUGAAUCAGAUUGAUUCUCUUGUCAAAUUCUGUCAGAAGCAUGGCAUCUGUGUCACUGCCCACGCUCCACUUGGAGGUGCUGAGGAAAACAGCGAAUUGUUUGGUUCAGUUUCAUGUCUGGAUGAUCCAGUUCUUAAGGAGAUUGACAACCCACUGCAUGGAAAGGACAACUAAGGAUGAUCAGAUACUUGUGCAUCUGUGCCCCCUUUUUUGGUCAGAAGAGGCUAGCAAAGUAUAUUAUCUAAUGGGUUGAUGCCUGCUUAAUUCCUCCUUUACUAC
This is a messenger RNA of Prunus avium (sweet cherry), 378 nucleotides long. Lineage: Eukaryota; Viridiplantae; Streptophyta; Magnoliopsida; Rosales; Rosaceae. The record is from RefSeq and is a predicted model, not a curated record.